UAAAAAUGAUAUAGAUAGGAGAAAUUAAUUUCUGAAUCGACACAGUAUUGUGAAGAACAAUAGCGAAAAUGGCUGUUUCAAAAACCUCCAAAACCUUUGUAAUAUGUCUUGUUCUGUGUGCGCUACUAUCCCAGGAAGUAGAGGCAAGACGAAAAAUCCUCAAAGGACGAAGGGCCAUAACUCGCACGUAUCUAAGGGAUUCGCCAAUACCGGCUUGGGCAGUAGUAGUACUCGUAGGAGUUGGAGAAAUAAUUGUCGGGGUCGUAGUCUUCUUUAUUAUGAAGAAAGUUGUUAUCGACCCGCCUCUGGUCGGGACUUACACUCCAGCGCAUAUUGAAGAACCUUAAAUUUAUUAUUUGUAAACGCAUUCCACGCCACCUUUAGUUAAGCUCGCAUACGAAUUCAUGUUAUCUGUGUAACUUUUUUUUACAGAAUGUAAUUAGUUUAUGUAUUAAUGAAAAAUAAAUAAAAGAAAAUAAAAUUAAA
Zophobas morio is the source of this 486-nucleotide messenger RNA. RefSeq lists its product as uncharacterized. The transcript is spliced from 3 exons. NCBI's taxonomy places the organism in Eukaryota, Metazoa, Arthropoda, Insecta, Coleoptera, Tenebrionidae. The record is from RefSeq and is a predicted model, not a curated record. The coding region runs from base 69 to 347 and encodes 92 amino acids.